AGUGUGUUUUAACUUCGUGUGUUGACUCGAUUCAUUUUAACUUUUAACUAUUAAUAAAAAAUUUGAUUCAAAAUAUUUUAGAAUUUAAUAUAAACGUAGUAGUAACUGUUACACUUCAUUUAAUGUUUUUAAAGAUUUAUAUUUAUAGUUGCAUAUAAAAUGUAAAAAGCUUUUGUGUACAUUUUUGAACUGCUCUCCUUUUAAAAUGGGUGUAAAAAAUCUAUGGUCGCUGUUAACACCAGUGGCAGAAAAAAUGCCACUUUGGGAGUUGGAUGGCAAGACAGUUGGCAUAGAUUUAAGUGGAUGGGUAUGCGACAGUGAAAAUUUAAAUCACAACAUAAGCCAAAAAAACAUGUACUUGAGGAACUUAUUUUUUCGUACUUGUACUUUGUUGUUAAUUGGCACCAUACCAAUAUUUGUUUUGGAUGGAGAACCACCACUUUUAAAAUAUGGUGCUAUAGAAAAACGUAUUAAUGGAAAUAAAGCACCAAUAAAGACUAAUAUUGUUCGUAAACGACUAAAUUCUUUACAAAAACAAAUUGUGGAUGGAAUUAUCACUCAAGAUAGCGAUUGUUUUUUGUAUGGGGCUAGUGUUGUAUAUAGAAAUUUUAAUGCAUCUGGAAACGGAUCUGUUGAUGUUUAUUGCAUGGAAUCAAUUGAAAAAGAUCUAAACAUUGGUCGCAACAAAAUGAUAGCUUUAUCAUUGCUAUGUGGUUGUGAUUAUGAUGAAAAAGGUGUUAUGGGUGUUGGAAAAGAUACUGCAAUUAAGUUCCUUCAAUCAUUAGAUGAUGAUGCUGUCCUUAAUCGUUUGAGACAGUGGAGAAAUGAUCCAGUUUUAAAUUCGGCUGCCAUGAAUAUUAAAUCACAGACUAAUGAAAUAAAGUUAGAGUUGAAAAUAAGGAAUAAAGCUAUUGAAAACAAAAGUUUUCCAUCUGAAUCAGUUAUUGAAGAAUUCUUAAAAGUACCUAAUUAUCCAGAAGUGUCUGCAAAAUGGAUUUUACCAGACAUUAAUUCUUUCAUUAAAUUUGCAUUGACCAAACUGUGUUGGGAAAGAGAGUAUGCAAUAGAUAAAUUUUUGCCAUUACUUACUAGAUGGCAUUUAAUGUAUGAUGAUAAUUUUCAAGCAAAUAUUUUAAUGACUGAAAUUGUUAAAAAACGUGUCAAUAAAGGAAUAAAAUGUUAUGAAAUAAAAUGGAAUAAUUAUGAAAUAACAUCCAUUGAACCUCAAACAGCUGUUAAAAGAAGAUAUCCAAAUGAAGUUUUAAUCUAUGAAAACAUGCAUAAUAUAUCUAGAAAAACAAAGAAAAAAAUAACAAUUCAUGAUGCUAAUAUAUCUGAUGUAACAAAUACAUUUUCUUCAAUGAACAUUUCUAAAAAACACGGAAAAACUAAAAAAAUAGAUGGAGCAAAAGAAAAUGUCWAAGGUCCUUUGGAUAAAUUUAUAAUGAAGGGCAAAGUUAUUGACGAUAGUUUGACAUUAUCUGACUUUGAAUGUGAUACUGCUGACUUGGAUAUGUCUGACAUAAUUAACAAAAUUAUAACUUAAAUUUUUACA
This is a messenger RNA of Diuraphis noxia (Russian wheat aphid), 1555 nucleotides long. It is a transcript of the gene Gen, whose product is annotated as XPG-like endonuclease. NCBI's taxonomy places the organism in Eukaryota, Metazoa, Arthropoda, Insecta, Hemiptera, Aphididae. Gene Ontology annotation, molecular function: 5'-flap endonuclease activity; four-way junction DNA binding. The record is from RefSeq and is a predicted model, not a curated record.